Messenger RNA from Spirodela intermedia, 636 nucleotides. The record is from the annotation of a GenBank genome assembly. Lineage: Eukaryota; Viridiplantae; Streptophyta; Magnoliopsida; Alismatales; Araceae.
AUGUCCAAGGUUCAUCCGAGUGCCAUCUCAGUGAAGUCAGCGGAAGCAGCCGUCGCCGCCGCCGGCACCGGCGGCGGGACGACGGUGCUGACAGUAUGGAGGAAGUCGCUCCUGUUCAACUGCGAGGGGUUUACAGUGUUUGACAUCAAGGGGAACCUCCUCUUCCGGGUGGACAACUACGGGGCCGGGAGGAGAGGGGAGGUCGUCCUCAUGGACGCUGACGGGACGCCUCUGCUGACCAUUCGGCGGAAGAGGCUGAGCUUUGGGGAGCAAUGGCUGGUGUACGAGGGGGACGAGGCCUCUUGCGCCGUCGCCGGCCACCCGCUGCUCUCCAUCAGGAAGAAGCACGUCAAUCUCCUGCGCCACCGGGCGGUGCUGGUCCACGUCGCCGGCGGCGGAGGCUCCGCCGAGAAGCGCUACCGCAACUUCGACGUGGAGGGGUCCUACCCGCGGAGGUCCGUCGCCGUGUACGACGACCGGCGGUGCUGCCUGGCGGAGGUCCAGAAGAAGGAGACAACGGGGGGCGUGGGCCUCGGGGCCGACGUCUUCCGCCUCGUCGUGCAGCCAGGCUUCGACGCCACCAUCGCCAUGGCCAUCGUCGUCGUCCUCGAGCAGAUGUUCCCGUCGAGGGAAUAA